AUGGCUUCAUUACUUGUACCUGCCGCAUAUUUGGCCGUUCUCGUCGCUGCUCUCCUCGUCUUUGGGCGCAUCUACCGAAAGCGCGUCGCGGCUUCAAGAAGACUAGAGCCGUGGUUUCCUGCACACCACGAGCGAGAUAUCUACGUGUCGCUCCUGCAGUGUGACCCGCCAGCCCAUGACGGCCUCAUCAAAGCCGCCCUCGUCCGACGCGCCGUUGCAGAUGUUCAUCGCAUAUUCCGUCUCCGGUCCAUCGGCGAUGACCUGUGGACCAGCUUUUUGGCCGCCGAAAAGGAACUGGAAGCAGAGAUUCUAGAAGUCGUAACGGAAGCAGAAACUUUCAAGCAAGGGUGGGGAAAUUUAAUCUUCCAAACCGCCGCAGAGAUUGUUCAAAACGAAAAGUUGCGCGAGGGCAUGAACAAAGUCUUCCAUUCCCGACCACAGCUCGAGGCAAAAUACGGCGUGACGAAGCGCAUCAUACCCACCAUUACCAUCAAUCCUCCGCCCCCACAAGCGAAUGGUCCGGCUCCUGCAACACCUACAACAACUGUUUCCGCGAAACAACUGCAGCAGUCAUUCCCCUCACCCACCAACGCGACAUCUUCCGAACCAGUCUCAGACGGCGCAGUUCCCGGCUCUCCUACCGCUUCGGUCACUUCCAAAAAGGCGAAGAAGCGAAAGUAG
Molecule: messenger RNA, 681 nt
Organism: Serendipita indica DSM 11827
Lineage: Eukaryota; Fungi; Basidiomycota; Agaricomycetes; Sebacinales; Serendipitaceae
Source: the annotation of a GenBank genome assembly